AUGGCGUUGACGGCGCCGGCGACGACGCUGGACAUCGACGAGAUUGCCUUUUCCGACCUCUUCCUCCUCUCGCCAGAAGCAUCGGCAACAGCGGACGCCGACGACGAUGGCCGGCGCCGCCGCCUCCUGGCCACCGUCUGGGCCGCGCUCGGGCGCGGGGGCACCGGGCUGCUGGCCGUCGCCGGCGUACCGCGCGCGGCCGCCCUCCGCCGCCGCCUCCUCCCCCUGGCCCGCCGCCUCGCCCUCAUGGAACACGCCUCCCGCGCCAACCUCCUCAAGAAGCACGGCGUGGGCAGCGACGUGCCCCUGAAGAAGCCCGACAGGUCCGUCUCCUCAUUCGCGCAGCUCCUAAGGCAGCGUGAUUCAGGUACUAAGAAAUUCCACUUGCCAGAGUCGAUGACCAAAAGCAUCGACACCUGGCCUGGGAGCCCGGUGGGCGUCCAUGGAUUUGGGGAACACGAGGGUGGUGAUGAUGACAUUGAGAACCUUGGUGACCUCUUCAAGGAGCUGGGCUUGUGCAUGAUGGAGAUUGGUAUCUUGGUUGCGCGGGCCUGCGACAUUGUUAUCGGCGGGAAUCAGCUGGAGCAGAGCAUUACUGACUUUGGGAGCGCCAAGGCGAGGCUCAUCCAUUACCACUCUGAGUUGGAUAGCAGGAUUAUCAAGCAGAGCAGUACAGACACAAGAAGAAGAAGAAACUCGGUGAGUAAUGCAGCUGCAGCAGUAACGCCUGUAUCAGAUCACAUCAAUACACCGGGUUAUCGAUGGCCAGGAUCAGAAGAUGGAUCUCGUACCAGACUGGAAGAUGAAAAUGAUUCCAAAGAUGUCAUGGUACAAGGUCAGAGCACUACGGUUUCUCUUGGGAAAUUAUGGCAAGAGUGGCACUACGACUAUGGAGUACUGACCAUCUUAACGGCUCCAUUAUUCUUGCGCUCUUCCCUCGGACAGGAAUGUGCUGUCAGCGAAGAAUGCUCUUUUCCUGAUGAGCACACACACCUGCAGCUAUUCAGUAAAAGGAGGAUGUUCUCGGUGAGAUGCUCCCCAGAGAGCUUCAUUGUUCAGAUUGGGGAGGCAGCAGACAUCUUGUCAGGAGGGAAGCUGAGAUCUACGCUUCAUGCUGUGAGCAGACCUUUAGGCUCGCCAAACGUAAGCCGGGAGAGUUUUGUGGUCUUCCUGCAGCCCUCAUGGGACAAAACUUUACCUUGCUCUGGUUACUCUUCUGCCGAUGAAGAUGAUUCAAGUGAUCACUUGGAAUCUGCCUCAAGGAGUGAUGGAUCAGCUGGGUCUUGUAGUGAACAUAUAUUGAUGCAAGACAUUUUGAUGAAAAUCCCCCCUCUGUCGUCAAGGUUGAAAGAAGGCAUGACAUUUGCAGAGUUUUCUAGGCAGACAACAAAACAGUAUUAUGGUGGUGGCGGCAUCCAACAAAACAGUUAACCAGAAGAACUAAGGUGAUGAAAAUGCAUCUCAUAGAAACCGAAGUGAAGUAUUUAGCUGUGCACUGUGUAUGAUGAGA
Molecule: messenger RNA, 1510 nt
Organism: Lolium rigidum
Lineage: Eukaryota; Viridiplantae; Streptophyta; Magnoliopsida; Poales; Poaceae
Exons: 2
Coding region: 1-1431 (476 amino acids)
Source: RefSeq, a predicted model, not a curated record